Molecule: messenger RNA, 1337 nt
Organism: Solanum dulcamara
Lineage: Eukaryota; Viridiplantae; Streptophyta; Magnoliopsida; Solanales; Solanaceae
Product: nifU-like protein 5, mitochondrial
Exons: 3
Coding region: 161-997 (278 amino acids)
Biological process (GO): iron-sulfur cluster assembly
Cellular component (GO): mitochondrion
Molecular function (GO): iron ion binding; iron-sulfur cluster binding
Source: RefSeq, a predicted model, not a curated record
CUAUUUGAGGACCAUAUUGGUCAUUUUCUCUGCCUUUCGACGUUUUAGUCUGAAAUUUCCCCCAAAAGGCAAAAAACCGCCAUGAAAAUCUCUAAGUGAAGCUCGAAGAAACUAGAAUUUUCAGAAGCUUGUAGGUGAGAACAAGUCCAAAAUUGUGGUAAUGAAGGGAUUAUUAGGGAGAUUGAUAACUAGAGCGAAUCUCCGCAGCUGUAGAUUGUUAACAAAACCCUAUGCGGAAAAUGGUUCACUUUCCACAUCUCGUCGAUUUCUAUAUGCUUUAUCUUCCAAAACGCCGUAUGCGUUCUCUGAUUUCACUUCGUUAAAGCCUUCGCAGUGUGCUUCUUCAAGUCCUUCCUUAUGGAGUCAUUUCGUAGGCCAGCAGAGGACCAUGUUUAUCCAAACCCAAUCAACUCCUAACCCUUUGUCCCUAAUGUUCUAUCCUGGGAAGCCGGUUGUGGAAGCUGGGAGUACAGACUUUCCAAAUGCUCGUUCUGCCAUGAAUUCCCCUCUGGCGAAGGCCCUCUUUGGAAUAGAUGGGAUUACACGUGUAUUUUUUGGAUCGGAUUUUAUUACUGUAACAAAAAGUGAAGAAGCUUCCUGGGAUUUCCUCAAACCUGAAAUAUUUGCAGCAAUUAUGGAUUUCUAUUCUUCUGGGAACCCAGUGUUCCUCGACUCCAGUACUGCAGCCUCCAUGGACACAGCUAUCCAUGAGGAUGAUUCAGAAACAGUUGCUAUGAUCAAGGAACUUUUGGAGACUCGUAUUCGCCCAGCUGUACAAGAUGAUGGUGGGGACAUUGAAUACCGUGGAUUUGAUCCGGAUACGGGAGUAGUCAAAUUGAAAAUGCAAGGAGCAUGUAGUGGUUGCCCUAGCUCAUCAGUUACACUUAAAUCUGGUAUCGAGAAUAUGCUCAUGCAUUAUGUGCCCGAGGUUAAAAGUGUGGAGCAGGAACUGGAUGAAGACGAACAACCUGCAUUAACUGGGGCAUCAUUCGAGUAGUAAUGCUGUUAUAGCUUCCUUCAGUUGAUUUGGUGACAGAGAGAUCUCAAUCAGGGGAGGCAGGACUUGUUCAUGCUCCUCCAUGGGAAGAGCGAGUAAAGUUGAGUGCACCAGUUUCUUGUAUCUAUAAACUUUAUAUGAUUCGAAAAUUGUAGUUGGGUAGUUGUUUUAAAGACAUUCAAAUAAAUAGUUUCGGCUAUACGUUUAGCUGGAUUUCAGGUUUAAGCUCCACAUGAGACGGGACAACUGAUUGCAGCAAGUUCCUUAAUGAGUCUAUAAAAAUGCAGAAGGGCAUAUAUAUAUGCACAAGUUUUUUAAAGUUUCUAACCAUUUGCUUAUG